UUUCAUCUGGGGCUCGAGCAGAAGCUGCAGAAGGGAAGAGAGAGAAAUCUGCAGGCGGAAAGGGAGAGGGAAGCAAGAGGCAAAGGAAAAUUUCGUUACUGCUUCUUCCUCUCGGUUUACCUCUUCGUUAUUUGCUUCCUCUUGCUAGAUUUCUUGGCAAAGAUUACGUCUUAGUCCCAACUGUUAUUAACCACAGAGACUGGAGCCUGAGAAGAAAAGGAUUAUAUAUGGAGGGAGGCGCAGAAAGAGGUUUGGAAUGCCUGAAGACUAUGGAUGGGAGGGAGAAUAACGGGAAUGGUUCGGAGAAGGUGAUUCCUUCUUGUUGCUUAAAGGCUAUGGCCUCCGCCCCCGAGCUUGAUGCGAAGUGCCACUCCACUGUUGUUUCAGGGUGGUUUUCGGAGUUCAAAACUUUUGCUGCCGAUGAAGCUGGCAAAGAGGUUUACUUCAACAACCCAAUGUGGCCAGGGGAAGCACAUUCUCUGAAAGUAGAGAAGAUAUUGUACAAGGGAAAGUCGGAAUAUCAGGAGGUUCUGGUUUUUCAGUCCUCAGCAUAUGGUAAGGUGCUGGUUCUAGAUGGCAUUGUACAACUGACUGAGAAAGACGAAUGUGCCUACCAAGAGAUGAUUACACAUCUUCCCUUGUGUUCAAUACCAUCGCCGAAGAAGGUUUUAGUUGUUGGUGGAGGUGAUGGUGGGGUACUGAGAGAAGUUUCUCGACAUAUCUCUGUAGAGCUUAUUGAUAUCUGUGAGAUAGAUCAAUUGGUAAUUGAUGUGUCUAAGAAAUUUUUUCCAGAGUUAGCAGUUGGAUUUGAGGAUCCCCGGGUUCACCUGCAUGUUGGUGAUGCCGUGGAAUUUCUUCGGAGAGCUCCUGAGGGCAAGUAUGAUGCAAUUAUUGUUGAUUCAUCGGACCCUGUGGGUCCCGCUCAGGAGCUGGUGGAGAAGCCAUUUUUUGAGACCAUAGCUAGGGCAUUAAGACCAGGUGGUGUUCUCUGCAACAUGGCAGAAAGCAUGUGGCUCCACACGCAUCUUAUAGAAGCCAUGUUCUCUAUCUGCCGUGAAACAUUUAAAGGAUCAGUCCACUAUGCAUGGGCAAGCGUUCCUACAUAUCCAAGUGGAGUGAUUGGAUUUCUGUUAUGCUCGACAGAGGGCCCACCUGUUGAUUUCAUUCAUCCUGUUAACCCUAUUGAGAAGUUAGAAGGAGCCACAAAGCAUAAAAGAGAACUUAGGUUUUACAAUUCGGAGAUGCACUCAGCUGCGUUUGCACUGCCGACAUUUCUGAAGCGGGAGGUGAGCUCACUGCGAGAAAUUCUGAAUCCAGUGCGAUGAAGUUGUGCUCUCUUGCGGGUCGAAGCAGCAACUCUAUUAUUUAGCAGUAUAGGAUUAUCCCAUACGGAAAAUUAUGAUUAUUGCUGAAUAUUGAAUUUGAGUGAAUCAUGGAGACCUAGCUUUGAGGCUCUUGUGCAAUGAUGACUUCUUAUGUACUGUUUCUUACAAUUUCUAUGCACAUGAUAUAAAGUAUUGUUAGUAUUCUUAGGAUCA
Messenger RNA from Syzygium oleosum, 1538 nucleotides. Its product is annotated as spermine synthase. The record is from RefSeq and is a predicted model, not a curated record. Gene Ontology annotation, cellular component: cytosol. The coding region runs from base 228 to 1325 and encodes 365 amino acids. Gene Ontology annotation, biological process: spermidine biosynthetic process. Lineage: Eukaryota; Viridiplantae; Streptophyta; Magnoliopsida; Myrtales; Myrtaceae. The transcript is spliced from 11 exons. Gene Ontology annotation, molecular function: spermidine synthase activity.